ACAUAAUAUAUGGCGUGGUAAUUCCAUUUCCAAAUCCCUCUAUAGUGGGUGAAUGGAAAGAAGUCGGAAAAACCAUAGUAGCUGCUAUGCAUAUUGUUUUAGUUCGACCCACAAAAAUUCUUAUCAUUGAUAAAGCUGGAAAAAAUCCUGAUGCAGUAUAUCCUGACGGGAGUUACGCAUUCACCUCAGAAUAUGAUUUAACUACAGGCAAAAGUC
Dentiscutata heterogama is the source of this 216-nucleotide messenger RNA. The record is from the annotation of a GenBank genome assembly. NCBI's taxonomy places the organism in Eukaryota, Fungi, Glomeromycota, Glomeromycetes, Diversisporales, Gigasporaceae.